This is a messenger RNA of Manis pentadactyla (Chinese pangolin), 4014 nucleotides long. It is a transcript of the gene LZTR1, whose product is annotated as leucine zipper like post translational regulator 1. Gene Ontology annotation, molecular function: protein binding. The transcript has 21 exons. The coding region runs from base 148 to 2670 and encodes 840 amino acids. The record is from RefSeq and is a predicted model, not a curated record. NCBI's taxonomy places the organism in Eukaryota, Metazoa, Chordata, Mammalia, Pholidota, Manidae. Gene Ontology annotation, cellular component: Golgi apparatus.
UAGGCUUGUCGGGAAGCGAGAGCCGCGCGGGUCGGAAGUGUCUCGCGGUGGGCACAGGGCUCGCCGGGAAAUGUAGUCCCUCGGGGCGGCCCCGGGCGGUGCCCGUACGUUCAGCAGACCCGGCGGCCGAUCGGGCGUGGACCCGGGAUGGCUGGGCCGGGUGGCUCGGGGGGCCCGAUCGGGGCCGGGGCCCUGGCCGGCGGCGCGCGGUCCAAGGUGGCCCCGAGCGUGGACUUUGACCACAGCUGCUCGGACAGUGUUGAGUACCUGACGCUCAACUUCGGGCCCUUCGAGACGGUGCAUCGUUGGCGGCGCCUCCCGCCCUGCGACGAGUUCGUGGGCGCCCGGCGCAGCAAACACACAGUGGUGGCCUAUAAAGACGCCAUCUAUGUGUUUGGUGGAGACAAUGGGAAGACGAUGCUUAAUGACCUCCUGCGGUUUGAUGUGAAGGACUGCUCCUGGUGCAGAGCCUUCACGACAGGGACCCCGCCAGCCCCCCGCUACCACCACUCGGCCGUGGUCUACGGGAGCAGCAUGUUUGUCUUCGGUGGCUACACUGGGGACAUUUAUUCCAAUUCUAACUUGAAGAAUAAAAAUGACCUCUUUGAAUACAAGUUUGCAACUGGCCAGUGGACAGAGUGGAAAAUUGAAGGACGGUUGCCAGUUGCUCGGUCAGCCCACGGUGCCACGGUGUACAGUGACAAGCUGUGGAUCUUCGCUGGCUAUGAUGGCAAUGCCAGGUUGAACGACAUGUGGACCAUUGGCCUCCAGGACCGGGAGCUCACGUGCUGGGAGGAGGUGGCCCAGAGCGGCGAGAUCCCACCCUCCUGCUGCAACUUCCCUGUGGCCGUGUGCCGGGACAAGAUGUUCGUGUUCUCAGGGCAGAGCGGAGCCAAGAUCACCAACAGCCUGUUCCAGUUUGAGUUCAAGGACAAGAUGUGGACGCGCAUCCCCACUGAGCACCUGCUCCGUGGCUCCCCGCCACCCCCACAGCGGCGCUAUGGGCACACCAUGGUGGCCUUUGACCGCCACCUCUAUGUGUUUGGGGGUGCCGCGGACAAUACACUGCCCAACGAGCUGCACUGCUAUGAUGUGGACUUCCAGACGUGGGAGGUCGUCCAGCCCAGCUCAGACAGCGAGGUCGGCGGGGCUGAGCUACCGGAGCGAGCAUCUGCUUCCGAGGAGCUGCCUUCCCUGGGCUCUGAGGAGCGGGGGGCCUUCAGGAAGUCCCGCGAUGUGUUCGGCCUGGACUUUGGCACCACCACAGCCAAGCAGCCUGCCCCGCCAGCCUCAGAGCUGCCCAGCGGAAGGCUCUUCCACGCAGCUGCUGUGAUCUCGGACGCCAUGUACAUCUUCGGGGGCACAGUGGACAACAACAUACGCAGUGGGGAGAUGUACAGGUUCCAGUUCUCCUGUUACCCCAAGUGCACACUGCAUGAAGACUAUGGGCGGCUGUGGGAGAGCCGCCAGUUCUGUGACGUGGAGUUUGUGUUGGGUGAGAAGGAGGAGUGUGUGCAGGGCCACGUGGCCAUCGUCACAGCGCGGAGCCGCUGGCUCCGCCGGAAGAUUGUGCAGGCGCGGGAGCGGCUGGCCCAGAAGCUGGAGGAGGAGACUGCCCUGGCGCCCGGGGAGGCCCCUGGUGCAGCUGUGGGUGGGGCCCGGCCGCCCCUGCUGCGAGUGGCCAUCCGCGAGGCCGAGGCCCGGCCGUUUGAGGUGCUCAUGCAGUUCCUCUACACCGACAAGAUCAAGUACCCAAGGAGAGGCCACGUGGAGGACGUGCUGCUCAUCGUGGACGUGUACAAGCUGGCGCUGAGCUUCCAGCUGAGCCGUCUGGAGCAGCUGUGUCGGCAGUACAUCGAGGCUUCUGUGGACCUGCAGAACGUGCUCAUCGUGUGCGAGAGCGCCACGCGGCUGCAGCUGGGCCAGCUCAAGGAGCACUGCCUGAACUUCGUGGUGAAGGAGUCCCACUUCAACCAGGUGAUCAUGAUGAAGGAGUUCGAGCGCCUCUCCUCCCCACUUAUCGUGGAGAUAGUGCGACGGAAGCAGCAGCCACCUCCCCGUGCCCCCUCAGACCAGCCCGUGGACAUCGGCACAUCUCUGAUCCAGGACAUGAAGGCGUACCUGGAGGGGGCAGGUGCGGAGUUCUGUGACAUCACACUGCUGCUGGAUGGGCACCCCCGGCCAGCCCACAAGGCCAUCCUGGCCGCCCGCUCCAGCUACUUCGAGGCCAUGUUCCGGUCCUUCAUGCCUGAGGACGGGCAGGUGAACAUCUCCAUCGGGGAGAUGGUGCCCAGUAGGCAGGCCUUCGAGUCCAUGCUGCGCUACAUUUACUACGGCGAGGUCAACAUGCCGCCCGAGGACUCACUCUACCUGUUCGCGGCCCCCUACUACUACGGCUUCUACAACAACCGGCUGCAGGCAUACUGCAAGCAGAACCUGGAGAUGAACGUGACGGUGCAAAACGUGCUACAGAUCCUGGAGGCAGCAGACAAGACACAGGCGCUGGACAUGAAGCGGCACUGCCUGCAUAUUAUCGUGCACCAGUUCACCAAGGUCUCCAAGCUGCCCACGCUGCGCUCGCUGAGCCAGCAGCUGCUGCUUGACAUCAUAGACUCCCUGGCCUCCCACAUCUCCGACAAGCAGUGCGCAGAGCUCUGUGCUGACAUAUGAGCUGGCCCAUGCGGGAGAGUGACCACGCCUACCCUGCCCUGUCCACUGCAAAGACUGCAUUGGCCACGCUCAGGCCUGUAGGAGGUGGUCGGACCUGCCCACCAGGGGGCAGGGAGCCCAGAGCCUUGGGAGGGAGUGGAGGGAGGUGGGGAACCCCGAAGGCCUGUUCACUGCUGAGCACAGGUCUACAGGAAGUGGAUGGCGCCCCAGGCCACCCUGCUGGCACGGUCUCCUGGGUGGAGGUGUGGGUGGGGACAUGCAGGAGGCAGGGGUCCUGGGUAGGGCCCAGCAGUGGGGAGACAAGCCCAUUAGGGACCUGGUUUUGGGUUGCCCACCUAGCAAGGCCCUGGCAUGGCUUGUCAGUCUGGUCACUGGGUUCUGCUGUCAAGGCCCCUUCCACUUGGGGGCUGCACAGCACCCUUCACCCUCACUGAGGCUGGUAUCAGGGGCCUCUCCAGCCACCCUGAGCUUGUUUGUGGGCAACAGUGGUGGGCAGGUGGAGUCUGACUCAGAUGAAUUUCGGGGUGGGAGGGUCCUGAUCAGCCCCCAGUCCUAGGGGUCAGCUACUCUGGACUGAGCCUGGCUUCCUUCCCACCUGGGCAGACAUCUGGGCCCCAGGCUGUUCCAGGAAGUCAGUAGAGAUGCCCCCCAGGUCCCCAUCUGUCCCCAAGUAUUUAUUCUGUCAUAGACACACCUCCAUUAAAGCCACGAGUGCUACCUACCACACACACCUUGUAGCACAGCCCCUCGGCCCUCCCAGAGCUAAGGGCUGAUGGCUUGGGAUUGGCUAGUCUUGCCUGGUUCUCUAUCCGUGUCAGUAAACCCCUAUCCCAACUGGGAGCGCGCCCGAAGGGUUGGGCAGGUAUCCGCCCUGGCCCCUCCCUGCCAGGGGAACCCUGGUGGCCCAGAGCUGCACUAUAGGCCCCUGGCUGUGAGGACCAGCCACCGAAUCCAUCCUGCCCUGACAGAAGGCCAUGCAUGAGUCCACCAUGCCCAAAAGGCAUUGCUCCACCUCCUUUCUGGGACCGGGAACCCAGGGACCUUCUCGCCCUGGCUGCCAGGGAGCCACUGUGGGGCAUUGAUCCCCCUCCCGGCCUUCGAGCUCGUUUCCUUUCUCGGGUUGUGCCCCUUGCUGAAGAGCCCCAGGAGCCGUGUGCAGGUGGACGGAGAGCCCUAGGGGAACCUUGGCAAGGGGAGCCCACCCAUAAUGCCACCAGCGGGCUGGGAAAUAGCCUGGUGCAAGAUGAGCCUCGGUGCCCUUCUGGAAACCCUGCUCAGCAGCAAAGCGUGUCACUCGUCAUGUGACUGUCUCUCCUAUAUGUGAAUAAAUUUACACAGCAAGGA